This is a messenger RNA of Gloeophyllum trabeum ATCC 11539, 1258 nucleotides long. RefSeq names its product glycoside hydrolase. The transcript has 7 exons. The record is from RefSeq and is a predicted model, not a curated record. Bases 18 to 1094 code for a protein of 358 amino acids. Lineage: Eukaryota; Fungi; Basidiomycota; Agaricomycetes; Gloeophyllales; Gloeophyllaceae. Gene Ontology annotation, molecular function: hydrolase activity, hydrolyzing O-glycosyl compounds. Gene Ontology annotation, biological process: glucan catabolic process.
CCAGAGGGUCAGGUAACAUGUUCAAGGCACUCCUCAGUCUCGCGAUCGUCGGCGUCUCCGCCAUCUCUGCGCGCGCCGCCGCGCUCUCUCCGAGAGUGACAGGCCCUGCUCCCCUGAAGUUCGCUGGUGUCAACAUCGCUGGUUUCGACUUCGGCUGCGGCACCGACGGUACCUGCACUGUCAGCGGCGCGUAUCCGCCCUUGACGCAGUACUAUGGCGCGGACGGUGCGGGCCAGAUGCAGCACUUUGUCAACGACGACGGAUACAACCUGUUCCGUCUCCCCGUCGGCUGGCAGUACCUGACCAACGGUGUGGUUGGUGGUACCCUCAACUCCACCAACUUCGACAAAUACGAUGCCCUCGUCCAAGCUUGCUUGAACACGGGUGCCUACUGCAUCAUCGACAUCCACAACUACGCUAGGUGGAACGGAGAGAUCAUCGGGCAGGGCGGACCCACCAACGCCCAGUUCGCGGCCCUGUGGUCCUCCCUGGCUACUCAGUACAAGUCUCAGUCCCACGUCAUGUUCGGCAUCAUGAAUGAGCCGCAUGACCUCCCGAGCAUCACCACUUGGGCUGCCACUGUCCAAGCCGCAGUCACUGCCAUUCGCAACGCCGGAGCCACCUCUCAGUACAUCCUCCUCCCUGGCGACAACUGGACCUCGGCCGCUACGUUCGUCUCCGGAGGGUCCGCUGCGGCGCUCGCCACAGUGACGAACCCCGACGGUAGCACCACCAACCUGAUUAUGGACGUGCACAAGUACUUGGACUCCGAUAACUCCGGCACGAGCAACACCUGCGUCACCAACAACACCGUGGAGGCCUGGGAGCCGCUCUCUGUUUGGCUCCGUGCUAACAACCGUCUCGCGAUCAACACUGAGACUGGCGGAGGUAACACUGCUUCCUGUGUCGAGUAUCUGUGCCAGCAGGUCGCCUACCAGAAGACCAUCGCCGAUGUCUUCCUCGGCUAUGUUGGCUGGGCAGCUGGCAACUUCGACACCGGAUACGUCCUCUCCGAGACCCCCACCGACAACGGCGGCACGUGGACGGACACCGAGACCGUCUCGUCCUGCUUGGCUCCGAUUGCCAACGCAUGAAGCAGCGAUACGUACAACGUUUCCCCUUCAGUUAGAGGGAUAUUUCUUGUCUCUGGUAGCAUCGGUGAAAACUGGUAGUAUGCCUCUUUUGUAAAUACAGCGGAGACAGCAAGAAAUAUUGUUUAUACAAUGAGUACGUGAUGAGCAAUCUAUUAGUCGAGCUC